AUGUUUGAAUUAUUGAACGGAACACCUCCAUUUUCUGGACAUGAUCCUAUGAAAACAUACAACGUUAUUUUAAAAGGAAUUGAUGUUAUCGAUCUUCGACUGCAGGACGACUCUCUCCGCGCGAUCAACGCUCCCAGAGACUGUCCUCUGCGGGGGGUGUGUGAUGGUCGUCGUCGCGGACUGCGGACGCGUAGCUGCGGACGACUCUCUCCGCGCGAUUCAACGCUCCUAGUGCGCUCAGACUGUCCUCUGCGAGUGUGUGGGGUCGUCGUCGCGGACUGCGGACGCGUAGCCGCGGUAAGCGGUCACAGUGAACGCUUUAAGUCUUCGACUGCAGGACGACUCUCUCCGCGCGAUUCAACGCUCCUAGUGCGCUCAGACUGUCCUCUGCGAGUGUGUGGGGUCGUCGUCGCGGACUGCGGACGCGUAGCUGCGUGCGCUCAGACUGUCCUCUGCGAGUGUGUGAUGGUCGUCGUCGCGGACUGCGGACGCGUAGCCGCGGUAAGCGGUCACAUGAACGCUUUAAGUCUUGACUGCAGGACGACUCUCUCCGCGCGAUUCAACGCUCCUAGUGCGCUCAGACUGUCCUCUGCGAGUGUGAUGGUCGUCGUCGCGGACUGCGGACGCGUAGCCGCGGUAAGCGGUCUGAUGAACGCUUUAAGUCUUCGACUGCAGGACGACUCUCUCCCGCGCGAUUCAACGCUCCUAGUGCGCUCAGACUGUCCUCUGCGAGUGUGUGGGGUCGUCGUCGCGGACUGCGGACGCGUAGCCGCGGUAAGCGGUCACAGUGAACGCUUUAAGUCUUCGACUGCAGGACGACUCUCUCCGCGCGAUUCAACGCUCCUAGUGCGCUCAGACUGUCCUCUGCGAGUGUGUGGGGGUCGUCGUCGCGGACUGCGGACGCGUAGCUGCGGUUUCGAUUGGGAUGGCUUGAAGAAACAAAAAUUGAAUCCACCAAUUAUUCCAAAGGUCCGAUCCCAGUGUGAUCACAGCAAUUUUGACCAAUAUACGAAAGACACUGAAGUGCCACCUGAUGAGACGUCAGGAUGGGAUAUUGAUUUUUAG
Messenger RNA from Acanthosepion pharaonis, 1065 nucleotides. Lineage: Eukaryota; Metazoa; Mollusca; Cephalopoda; Sepiida; Sepiidae. The record is from the annotation of a GenBank genome assembly.